Messenger RNA from Galendromus occidentalis (western predatory mite), 14071 nucleotides. Its product is annotated as dynein heavy chain, cytoplasmic. The transcript has 15 exons. NCBI's taxonomy places the organism in Eukaryota, Metazoa, Arthropoda, Arachnida, Mesostigmata, Phytoseiidae. Bases 1 to 13965 code for a protein of 4654 amino acids. Gene Ontology annotation, cellular component: axonemal dynein complex. Gene Ontology annotation, molecular function: dynein intermediate chain binding; dynein light intermediate chain binding; minus-end-directed microtubule motor activity. The record is from RefSeq and is a predicted model, not a curated record. Gene Ontology annotation, biological process: microtubule-based movement.
AUGGCUACCGAAGUGAUUUCCGAGGGUACACCCCCGCCGGAGGUUUCACUCGCCCCGACCCAAGAGGUGACCAGAUACAUCAGAAAAGUGGUGACCGCCCUCUUUGACUGUGAGCCCGCAAGUGCUUUAGAAAUGGCACUCAGCGACAGGAAUCAUCUGGAUUCGGUUCAGAAAUUCAUUUCGGAUUCUCAGAUAAGGUCACUCCUUGUUCAGAGCUCCAGCGCGAAAGAUGAGGAGCUUGACCAACCGUCGUCGGACGUGGGGAUGUCCUCCUGCGAAGAUGUUAUUUAUGUAAUAUCUGACGAAGUUCACUUCGCUAAUCCAAAGGUGAACUCGUUGGUGAUGAUUAAGAAAGGAGCUGUGAUCGAAGCCGAUAAGAAAAUCGCAUCCCAAGUGCGGAUUAUGAACUUAUCAGAUGCAUCGCCAUACGAAACACUGCAUAGCUACGUCGCCGGGGCCGUUGCCCCGUACUUCAAGAGCUACGUCAGGCGAACCGGAAGAGUCGAGAGGGAUGGCGAUAAAAUGGCUCCGAAUGUGGAGAAGAAGAUCGCCGAGCUCGAAAUGGGCCUAUUGCAUCUGCAACAAAAUAUCGACAUUCCCGAAAUAACCCUCAUGGUCCAUCCCACGGUUGCGGCGGUCAUCAAGAAGUGUCUAGAUGAAGAGAACCGAAAGGCUAACGUCAAUGAUUUCGGUGACAGCGUCGAGGAUUCAUCUUUCCUCAAUCAGCUCCAGAACGGUGUCAAUCGGUGGAUUCGAGAAAUCCAAAAGGUCACGAAGCUCGAGCGAGACCCCUCAUCUGGUACCGCCCAACAGGAGAUUUCUUUCUGGUUGAAUCUCCAGAGAGCGUUGCUGAGAAUUCAGGAGAAGCGUGAAUCUCAUGAAGUGGCUCUGACUCUGGACAUCCUGAAAAAAGGCAAACGCUUUCUUGCCACGGUUUCUUUCGACACCGACACGGGCUUGAAACAGGCGCUCGAAACGGUGAAUAACUACAAUCCGUUGAUGAAGGAUUUCCCGCUCAACGAACUCCUGUCGGCUACCGAGCUCGACAAGAUCAAGUUGGCGCUCCAGAGUAUCUUCAAUCAUUUGAAGAAGAUCCGCAACACGAAGUACCCGAUCUCGCGCGCGCUGAAACUCGUCGAGGCCAUUUCGAGAGACCUGGCUAACCAAUUAUUCAAAGUUCUUGCCACCCGUCGGCUCAUGCACAUAGCGGCGGACGAGUUCGAAAAAGUCAUGGUAGCUUGCUUCGAAGUGUUUUCCACCUGGGACGAGGAAUACGACAAGCUGAACCAGCUGUUGCGCGAUUUAGUGAAGAAAAAGCGUGAGGAAACCUACAAAAUGGUCUGGAGGCUCACCGCCGCCCACAAGGUGCUCCAAGCGCGAAUGGAGCAAAUGAGGAAAUUCCGACGGCAGCACGAGCAGCUCCGUACCGUCAUAAUCCGGGUCCUGAGACCUCAGGCGACCCCGAUGGUGGACGGAGCGCCGAUCGCAGGGCAACUCGAUUCGAUUGAGCUUGCGUCAGAUGUGAACGCCAUCGAGGAGGUGAACCUCGCCUACGAGAAUGUCAAAGAAGUCGACGGCCUAGACAUCAGUAACGAGGGAGGUCAAGCAUGGGACGCCGCCUGCAAACGAUACGAGGAACGCAUCGACCGGGUCGAGACCCGAAUUACGGCCAAGCUCAGAGAUCAGUUGGGAACGGCGAAAAACGCCAAUGAGAUGUUCCGCAUAUUCUCUCGCUUCAACGCCCUAUUCGUCCGACCUCAUAUCCGAGGCGCAAUCAGAGAAUAUCAAACCCAGCUCAUCCAGCGAGUGAAAGACGACAUCGAGGCGCUCCAUUCGAAAUUCAAGGUUCAAUAUCCCGUGUCGAAGGCCUGCAGGAUGUCCAGGGGCCGUGAUCUGCCCCUGGUGUCCGGCUCGAUCAUCUGGGCGAAGCAAAUCGAUCGACAGCUCUCGGUCUACAUGAAGCGAGUCGAGGACGUUCUCGGCAAAGGUUGGGAGAACCACGUCGAGGGCCAGAAACUCAAGGAGAACGCCGAGAGUUUCCGUAUGAAACUGAACACCCAAGGAAUUUUCGACGAAUGGGUGAGGACCGUUCAGGACCACCACGUGGGCAUCGCCAGCAAAAUAUUCCUCGUCGAAUCACAGCGAUCCCGGACACGGUCAAUCCAGCGGAUCAGGGUCCAUUUCUCGACGGAAGUCGUCACCCUCGCGAAAGAAUCGCGCAAUUUGAAGUCUAUGGGCUUCCGGAUCCCUUUGGCAAUUGCCAACAAGGCGCACCAAGCGAAUCAAGUCUAUCCGUACGCAAUAUCGCUCAUUGAAAGUAUGCGGACCUACGAGAGAACUUGCGAUAAGAUCGAGGAUCGGAUGAACAUCAGUCUUCUGAUCGCCGGUCUGAAGAAAGAAGUUCAGGGCCUCAUCAUGGAAGGCGUCGCGCUGAACUGGGAGUCGUACCGACUCGAUCCCUACGUACAGAAGUUGGCCGAAAUAAUUUUUGUCUUUCAAGAAAAAGUCGAUGAUCUCUUGGUUGUGGACGAGUGCGUCGACGCUGAAGUCAAGGCGAUCGAAACGAGUCCGUACACGCAGCAAAAUUUCGCCGAUAUUCUUGCGCGCAUUCAGAAAAGCGUCGACGAUCUAUCGUUGAAGCAAUACUCAAAUCUGGCUCUGUGGGUCGGCCGACUCGACGACGACGUCGAGAGCCGUCUCGCGAAGAGACUCGGUGAAGGCAUCAAGGCUUGGACCCUGGCUCUGGAGGGCAAGAAAGCCGAUGAGAAUCCCGAACACGACAAUCUUCAGAGCACGACACCGACGACCGAGACCGCGCCGGAAUUCCCGGACACCUGCAAGCUCGGAGGCGAACCGAAAAUCCAGACGUUGAUGCAUGACAUCCGAAUGCUCAAUCAGAUCAUGUACGUCUCGCCUUCGGUCGAAGAGAGCCGAUGCAAGCUCCUCGAACAGUUCUUCCUCUGGGAGAACAUAGUCCUCGCCCAGAACAGGAUCCAAUCCAGCAGGUACCAAGUGGGUCUCGAGCAGCAGCCCCAGUCGGCCACCACCUACAGGAACAUCUUCACUAAAAUUCCAGACGGGGCUGUGGUGAUGGAGAGCGCGUAUACGGCCAUCGAAGUGACGGUGAGACAAAUGAAGGAAUACGUCGACGAAUGGCUACGAUAUCAGUCCCUAUGGGAUCUGCAGCCCGAGCAGCUGUACGCGAAGUUAGGCGAGGACAUUAACCUCUGGAUGAAUACUCUCGUCGAGAUCAGAAAAUCACGUUCCACGUUCGACACUUCGGAAACGAGGAAAGAAAUCGGUCCCAUCAUCAUCGAUUACGCGAAGGUCCAGAGCAAGGUCAGCCUGAAAUACGAUUCGUGGCACAAGGAGGUUCUCGGCCGUUUCGGGCAACUCCUCGGUAACGAAAUGUCACAGUUCCACACGACGAUUUCCAAGUCGCGAAACGAACUCGAGCAGCAAUCGAUCGACACGGCCUCGACUUCGGAUGCCGUGCAGUUCAUCACCUACGUCCAGAGUCUCAAGCGCAAGAUGAGGCCGUGGGAGAAACAAGUCGAGCUCUACAAGGAGGGUCAACGCAUUCUGGAACGUCAGCGUUUCCAAUUCCCGAACAGCUGGCUGCACGUCGACAACGUCGAAGGGGAAUGGGGCGCGUUCAACGAGAUGAUCCGCCGGAAAGACGCCGCCAUCUCUACCCAGGUGGCAUCGCUGCAGAUGAAGGUCGUUCAGGAGGACAAGGCGGUGGAAUCGAGGACCAACGAGUGUCUUACUGAAUGGGACAAGAGCAAACCGGUUCAAGGAUCUCUCAAACCUCAGGAUGCCAUGCAACAGCUGGCGAUAUUCGAGGGGAAGCUCACUCGCCUCCGGGAAGACCGCGAGAAGCUCCACAAAGCCAAAGAAGCUCUCGAAUUGGAAUUGCAGACAGGGAGCGACGAACGAGUGGAAGUUGCCUUCGAGGAACUCCGCGACCUGAAAGGUGUCUGGGGUGAGCUCGCCAAGAUCUGGGAGCAAAUCGACCAGAUGAAAGAGCAGCCCUGGCUCUCGGUACACGCACGUAAACUACGCCAAAGCCUCGACGGCCUUCUCAACCAGCUCAAAGAGCUGCCCGCGCGCCUUCGGCAGUACGCCUCGUACGACUACGUCAAGAGAAUGAUUCAAGCGUACACGAAAGUCAAUAUGCUCGUGGUCGAAUUGAAGAGCGACGCUCUCAAGGAACGACACUGGAAGAAUCUCAUGAGGCAGCUCAGGGUGAACUGGGUGCUCUCGGAGUUGACGUUGGGACAGGUUUGGGACGUAGAUCUACAAGCCAACGAAGGCAUCAUCAGAGACGUCAUUCUAGUAGCACAAGGAGAAAUGGCCCUCGAAGAGUUCCUCAAACAGGUUCGAGAGGCGUGGCAGACGUACGAGCUCGACCUGAUCACUUAUCAGAACAAAUGCAAGCUCAUCCGAGGAUGGGACGAUCUUUUCAACAAAGUCAAAGAGCACAUCAACUCGGUGGCAGCAAUGAAACUCUCGCCGUACUACAAAGAAUUCGAGGAGGAAGCCUUGUCGUGGGAGGAGAAACUCAACAGGAUCAACGCCAUAUUCGAUGUUUGGAUCGACGUACAAAGACGUUGGGUCUAUCUCGAGGGUAUCUUCAGCGGUAGCGCCGAUAUCCAGACGCUGCUGCCAAACGAAACAUCGAAAUUCCACAGUAUUUCCAGCGAGUUCCUGACGCUCAUGAAAAAGGUGUCGAAGUCCCCGCUGGUCAUGGACGUAUUGAACAUCCAGGAGGUCCAACGAUCCCUCGAGCGCCUGGCUGAGAGGCUCAGCAAAAUUCAGAAAGCUCUGGGAGAGUACCUUGAAAGAGAGAGAUCGUCUUUCCCCAGAUUCUACUUCGUGGGAGACGAGGACCUCCUGGAAAUCAUCGGUAACUCGAAAAACAUUCCUCGCCUCCAGAAACACUUCAAGAAAAUGUUCGCUGGCGUAUCCUCGAUUAUCCUCAAUGAGGAUAACACCGUCGUUUUGGGCCUGUGUUCGAAAGAAGCCGAAGAGGUGCGCUUCGUGACCCCGGUUUCGAUCGCCAAACACCCGAAGAUCAACGAUUGGCUCACAGAGGUCGAGAAAGAAAUGCGGGUCACCUUGGCCAGGAUGCUCGCCCGGGCUGUAGCCACGAUCGCUCCCUUCAAACACGGCAAUAUCGAUCAAGCGGCCUUCAUGAAUUGGUGCGAUGACUAUCAGAGCCAAAUCGUUGUUCUAGCGGCGCAGAUUUCCUGGUCGGAGGACGUCGAGAGCGCUCUCCAGACCAUACACGCGAACAACGAUAAACACCUCGGACCGCUCCAAGCCGUCCUGGAUAGCGUCCAGCGAACUCUGGGUGUCUUGGCUGACUCGGUCCUGCAGGAGCAACCUCCUCUCCGCAGGAAGAAACUGGAACAUCUGAUCACCGAGUUCGUGCACAAACGAGAUGUCACGAGACGCAUGCUCCGGGACGAAAUCAGCUCACCGAAGGCUUUCCAAUGGCUGUCGCAGAUGAGAUUCUACUUCGAUCCGAAGCAGGACAACGUUCUCGAACAGCUGUCGAUCAACAUGGCGAACGCCAAGUUCAACUACGGCUUUGAAUACCUCGGGGUUCAGGAAAAACUAGUGCAGACCCCUCUCACCGAUCGCUGCUAUCUCACGAUGACACAAGCCCUCGAGGCCAGACUCGGAGGUUCACCGUUCGGUCCGGCGGGAACGGGAAAAACCGAAUCGGUGAAAGCGCUCGGCAACCAGCUCGGAAGAUUCGUGCUGGUUUUCAACUGUGAUGAAACCUUCGACUUCCAGGCGAUGGGACGCAUUUUCGUCGGUCUCUGUCAGGUCGGAGCGUGGGGAUGCUUCGACGAAUUCAAUCGUCUCGAGGAGCGAAUGCUGUCGGCCGUUUCUCAGCAAAUUCAAAUGAUCCAGGAAACGCUAAGGAGUCGAUUGAGCAAUCCAGAUAGCAGAGAGACGCUGCAAGUAGAACUGCUAGGGAAGCAGGUGAAGGUCUCGACCGACAUGGCGAUCUUCAUCACGAUGAAUCCGGGAUACGCAGGACGGUCCAACCUCCCGGACAAUCUGAAAAAGCUCUUCAGAUCGCUAGCAAUGACAAAACCCGAUCGCCAGCUGAUUGCUCAGGUGAUGCUGUUUUCCCAAGGUUUCCGAUCAGCUGAGAAACUCGCGAGCAAAAUCGUGCCGUUCUUCAAACUGUGCGACGAGCAGCUAUCCAAUCAGAGUCACUACGACUUCGGGCUGCGUGCGCUGAAAAGCGUGCUCGUCAGCGCGGGCAACAUCAAACGUGACCGUAUCCAGAAGAUCAAAGACAGCCGGAGAGACGACGGCGACGCGGUGGAAGAGAGUCAGAUCGCCGAAAAAUUGCCGGAACAGGAAAUCCUCAUCCAGUCGGUCUGCGAGACCAUGGUUCCGAAAUUGGUGGCGGAAGACAUCCCGCUGCUGAGUUCGCUCAUGUCCGACGUGUUCCCCGGCGUCCAAUAUCAGAGAGCCGAGAUGGAAAAACUCAAGAACCACAUCCAUAAGGUCUGCAGGGAAAUGUACCUCGUUUCCGGCGAAGGCGACGAGAUGGGGGGCAGCUGGAUGGAGAAGGUUUUGCAACUCUAUCAGAUCUCGAAUCUCAACCACGGACUCAUGAUGGUCGGUCCGUCCGGUAGCGGGAAAUCCAUGGCCUGGAGGGUUCUCCUCAAAGCGCUCGAACGACACGAGGAACAGGAAGGCGUCGCGCACGUCAUCGAUCCAAAAGCCAUUUCCAAAGAAUCGCUUUACGGGGUCCUAGAUCCGAACACUCGCGAAUGGACGGACGGUCUCUUCACUCAUAUACUCAGGAAGAUCAUCGACAACGUCCGCGGUGAAAUCGGCAAGAGACAAUGGAUCAUAUUCGAUGGUGACGUCGACCCCGAAUGGGUCGAAAACCUGAACUCGGUCCUCGACGACAACAAGCUACUGACACUGCCGAACGGAGAACGUCUCUCGAUCCCUCCCAACGUGCGGAUCAUGUUCGAGGUGCAGGACCUGAAAUACGCCACGUUGGCCACCGUCUCACGUUGUGGCAUGAUUUGGUUCUCGGAGGACGUUCUCUCGACCCAGAUGAUCUGCCAAAACUACUUCAACAAACUGCGGGCGAUCCCUCUCGAGGAAGAUGAAGACAACAAAACGAUUCGAAGCAAAAACAAGGAAGACAACGACACGAUAUCGCCGAUCCUGACCCUACAGAAAGACAUGGCCGCCAUUCUCUUACCGCAUUUUGCCGAGGGUGACCUCGUAACCAAAGCGAUGGAGUUUGCCAAAGACCACCUCGACCACAUCAUGGACUUCACGAGACUUCGGGCCUUAUCGGCGUUGUUCUCGAUGCUGAACCAAUCCGUUCGAAACGUGAUCCAGUACAAUUCCACCCAUCCCGACUUUCCAAUGCAGCACGAUGCCCUGGAAAAAUACAUGUCCAAGAGUCUGGUGUACGGACUGCUGUGGAGUUUCAGUGGGGACGGGAAACUCAAGGCUCGAACCGACCUUGGGGACUAUCUACGGUCGGUGACGUCGAUCCCCCUGCCGCCGGCCCAAGCUAUCGUCGACUUCGAAGUGUCGAUCCAAACCUGCGAAUGGACUCCAUGGGCGUCCAAAGUUCCUCAAAUCGAAGUCGAAACCCACAAGGUGGCCGCUCCGGACGUCGUCAUCCCGACGAUGGACACCGUACGUCACGAGAGUCUCCUCUACACUUGGCUGGCUGAGCACAAGCCCCUGGUGCUGUGCGGUCCGCCGGGUUCGGGAAAAACGAUGACGUUGUUCUCAGCGCUCCGGUGCCUACCCGACAUGGAAGUGGUCGGUUUGAACUUCUCGUCGGCGACCACCCCCGAGCUCCUUCUGAAAACUUUCGAUCACUACUGCGAGUACAGGAAAACCCCGAACGGCAUGGUAUUGAGUCCUAUCCAGAUCGGCAAGUGGCUCGUUCUGUUCUGCGACGAGAUCAAUCUUCCUGACCAGGACAAAUACGGAACGAUGAGAGUGAUCUCUUUCCUCCGACAAAUGGUCGAACACGGUGGUUUCUACAGGACAGUCGACCAGGUAUGGGUGAAGCUGGAGCGAAUCCAGUUCGUGGGCGCCUGCAAUCCGCCCACCGAUCCGGGCCGAAAGCCCUUGUCGCACCGAUUCUUGCGACAUGUGCCCAUCGUAUACGUCGACUAUCCUGGGGAAACUUCUCUCAAGCAGAUCUACGGCACAUUCAACCGAGCCAUGCUCCGGAUGGUGUCUUCGCUCAAGUCCUAUUCGGAGCCGCUGACCUCGGCCAUGGUCGAGUUCUAUCUGAGAUCGCAGGAGAGGUUCACACAGGACAUGCAGCCGCAUUACGUGUACUCUCCGCGUGAGCUCACCAGAUGGGUGCGCGGUAUCUGCGAAGCGGUGAGACCGCUAGAGACACUCUCCGUGGAAGGUCUGGUCCGAUUGUGGGCCCACGAGGGUCUGCGCUUGUUCCAGGACCGCCUGGUCGAGGACCAGGAACGUCAGUGGACCGAUGAGAAUAUUGAUGCCGUUGCCAUGAAAUAUUUCCCCAGCGUCGAUGCUGGCGAAGCCCUGGCCAGGCCGAUACUCUACUCGAAUUGGCUCUCGAAAGACUACGUUCCGGUCAAAAGAGAGGAACUACGGGACUACGUACGCGCCCGGCUCAAAAUAUUCUACGAGGAAGAGCUCGACGUUCAACUGGUUCUCUUCAACGAAGUUCUCGACCAUGUUCUGCGAAUCGAUCGAAUUUUCCGACAGCCACAGGGACAUCUUUUGUUGAUUGGAGUUUCUGGCGCCGGAAAAACCACACUGUCCCGAUUCGUCGCCUGGAUGAAUGGACUCAAGGUCUUCCAGAUCAAGGUCCACAACCGAUACAACGCCGCCGACUUUGAUGAAGACCUCCGGAACGUACUCCGUCGUUCCGGAUGCAAGGGGGAGAAAAUCGCUUUCAUCUUGGACGAAGGAAACGUCUUGGACUCCUCGUUCCUCGAACGUAUGAACACCCUGCUCGCGAACGGAGAAGUUCCUGGACUCUUCGAAGGAGACGAAUACACGACGCUCAUGACGCAGUGCAAAGAAGGCUCGCAGCGGGAAGGCCUCAUGCUCGAUUCGAACGAAGAACUCUACAAGUGGUUUACGGGUCAGGUGAUGCGGAAUUUGCACGUCGUGUUCACCAUGAACCCAUCGGUCAACGGUCUGAAGGAUCGAGCGGCGACUUCACCCGCUCUCUUCAAUCGAUGCGUCCUCAACUGGUUCGGAGACUGGUCCGAUGAGGCGCUCUAUCAAGUGGGCUUGGAGUUCACGAAGAGACUCGACAUCGAUCGUCUCGACUAUCGCCAGCCGGACUAUUUCCCGGUCGCGGUAAGCCAACUCGAAACCCCGGUCAACUACCGACAGGCCAUCGUCAACGCUUUCGUUUACGUCCAUCAGACGCUGCAUAAAGCAUCAACGAGACUUGCAAAACGCGGCGGUAGACAGACGACGAUCACACCCCGUCACUACUUGGACUUCAUAUCUCAUUAUGUGAAGCUGUUCAAUGAGAAACGGUCCGAACUCGAAGACGAACAACUUCAUUUGAAUAUCGGUCUGCACAAGAUCCGCGAAACAGUGGAUCAGGUGGAGGAGAUGCAGAAGUCCCUCGCUCUCAAGUCAAGAGAACUCGAGGAGAAGAACACGGCCGCCAACGCAAAACUGAAGGAAAUGUUGGCAGGACAACAGGAGGCUGAGAAGAAGAAAGUCGAAAGUCAACGAAUACAACAGGCGCUCUUGGAGCAAGAAGCCGUCAUCGCCGAAAAGCGUACCAGUGUCAUGGAAGACCUUUCCAAAGUCGAGCCCGCCGUCGAGGAUGCUCAGACAGCUGUCAAAUCGAUCAAGAAACAGAAUCUGGUCGAGAUCAGAUCCAUGGCUAACCCGCCACCUCCGGUGAAGAUGACGUUGGAGGCGAUCUGUCUGAUCCUCGGGGAAAUAGCUCCGGACUGGAAGGCAAUCCGUGGAGUGAUAAUUCGGGACAACUUCAUAUCGACUAUCAUCAACUUCAACGCAGAGUCUAUCACCGAUGAAAGCCGGGCGAAGAUGAAGGCAAAGUACUUGGACAACGCCGAGUUCAAUUACGAGAAAAUCAACCGGGCGUCGGUCGCCUGCGGCCCUCUCGUCAAAUGGGCGAUCGCGCAGUGCAACUACGCAGACAUGUUGAAACGUGUCGAGCCGCUACGGAACGAGCUGUCCAGUUUGGAGUCGUCGGCAAACAAGAACAAGGAAGAUGCCGAAGAGAUGAACAAGCUCAUCGCCGAGCUCGAGAAGAGCAUCGCUGCCUACAAGGAAGAGUACGCGAACCUCGUCAGCGAGGCCCAGAGCAUCAAGAGCGACCUGGCCAACGUUCAGGCCAAGGUCGAUCGUUCGAUCAAUCUCCUGAAGUCUCUUGGUGGAGAAAAAGAUCGCUGGGAGCUCACGAGCGAGACGUUCAAGAACCAGAUGUCGACGAUCUCGGGCGAUGUGCUACUGGGGUCGGCGUUCUUGGCCUACGCCGGAUAUUUUGAUCAGUCCUACCGGCACAACCUGUUCAACACCUGGUGCAUACAUCUCCAACAAGCCGCAAUCAAUUUCCGUCAGGACAUCGCAAGGACGGAGUACCUAUCUACGGCGGAUGAGCGGCUCAGAUGGCAGGCCAACUCGUUGCCGUCAGAUCAUCUCUGUACGGAGAACGCUAUCAUGCUCAAGCGGUUCAAUCGAUACCCGCUCAUCAUCGAUCCGUCCGGUCAAGCAACGGAAUACAUCAUGCAGGAAUUCAAGGAUAAGAAGAUCACGAAAACCUCGUUCCUCGACGAUUCGUUCCGCAAAAAUCUCGAAUCAGCUCUUCGUUUCGGUAAUCCACUUCUCGUACAGGAUGUCGAAAGCUACGAUCCGAUCCUCAAUCCGGUGCUGAACCGGGAGGUCCGCAAGACUGGAGGACGGGUUCUCAUCACGCUGGGCGACCAAGACAUCGAUCUCUCGCCGACGUUCUCGAUUUUCCUGUCGACUCGUGAUCCGACCGUCGAGUUCCCGCCCGAUCUCUGCUCGAGAGUCACGUUCGUUAACUUCACCGUCACUCGAAGCUCACUGCAGAGUCAGUGUCUCAACCAGGUGUUGAGGUCCGAGCGUCCCGACAUCGACGAAAAACGAACGGAUCUCUUGAAGCUACAAGGCGAAUUCCAGGUUCGUCUGCGUCAAUUGGAAAAGUCCUUGCUCCAAGCCCUGAACGACUCGAAGGGCAGAAUUCUGGACGACGACAGCGUUAUUUCCACACUCGAAAAACUCAAAACCGAAGCAGCGGAAAUAUCUCGCAAGGUGGAGGAGACCGACAAGGUCAUCGCCGAGGUCGAGACUGUAUCCCAGCAGUACAUGCCGCUCGCAACGGCUUGUUCUUCGAUCUACUUCACGCUGGAGGGCCUGAAUCAGGCCCACUUCCUGUACCAGUAUUCGUUGCAUUUCUUCCUCGAGAUGUACAACGACGUGUUGACCAACAACUCGCAUCUGCAAGGAAUGACCGACCCCACCCAGAGACUCGGUGUGAUCAGCAAAGAUCUUUUCCAGAUAGUAUUCAACAGAGUCACCCGCGGAAUGCUCCACCACGACCACCUUGCGUUCGCGAUCCUGCUCUGCAAAAUCCAUCUGAAGGGUUUCUCAAACGAGCCGCACUUCGACAACCUCUUCAACCACUUCCUCAGAGGACGCGAAGGAAUGCUCGGCAAGGGCUCAAUCAACUUCCAGGGCUUCACCACCGAACAACAGGAAGGAGCCUCAGCGCUGCUCAAGCUCAGCUAUUUCUCGCAACUGCAGUCGAAGCUCGACCAACAGCGAGCCUCCGUCGACGAGUGGCUGCGACUUGAACAUUCCGAGCUCCAAGUUCCUCCUAUCUGGGACGGUCAGAACGUCUCGAAGAUCGACGAGCACAUGCUGCAGCUACUGCUGGUCCAAGCUCUACGACCGGACCGGGUUAUCGCCAAAGCCCACCAGGUCGUGAACGCUGUCAUGAGCGAGGCUUUCAUGUCAUCGGCAUAUUCAGAACUCGACCUCGUCAAUAUCGUCCAGCACGAAGUGAAAGCCAACACUCCGAUUCUGAUGUGCUCGGUCCCGGGUUACGAUGCCUCGGGACGGGUUGACGACCUUGCCACCGAGCUGAGCGCCAACCUGUCGUCGAUCGCAAUGGGGUCGGCCGAGGGUUUCUCACAAGCCGAGAAAGCUAUCAACUCCGCUUCGAAAACCGGUCGCUGGGUCAUGCUCAAGAACGUGCACCUAGCCCCAGCGUGGCUGGUGCAACUCGAGAAGAAACUCCACGCCCUUCAAGCCCAUCCAGGGUUCCGACUAUUUCUCACGUUGGAAAUCCACCCGAAAGUUCCUGUCAACUUACUUAGGGCCGGACGAUGCUUCGUGUUCGAGCCCCCGCCGGGAAUCAGAUCGAACCUCUUGAGAACGUUCUCCACCGUCCCCGCACAGCGAGUGAUGAAAACUCCGAACGAACGCGCCAGAAUGUACUUCCUCCUGGCCUGGUUCCACGCGAUCGUCCAGGAGAGAUUGAGGUACGUGCCCCUCGGUUGGUCGAAACACUACGAGUUCAACGAGAGCGAUCUCAGAGUCGCUUGCGAUACUUUGGAUGUUUGGAUCGAGAGCGCCAGCAUGGGCAGAACGAACCUGCCGCCGGAGAAAGUUCCCUGGACGGCUCUCAGAACUCUUUUCGGCCAAUGCAUAUACGGUGGGAAAAUCGACAACGAGUUCGACCAGAGACUCCUCAACUCGUUCCUCACCAACCUCUUCACAGAGAAGAGUUUCGAUGCCGACUUCAUGCUGGUCGAGGCCGGCCAGGGCUCCGCUGGGAUCCAUAUGCCCGAGGGAAUACGUCGCGAUCAGUUCCUGCAUUGGGUCGAACAACUCACCGAACUCCAACAACCCUCGUGGCUUGGACUUCCCAACAACGCUGAGAAAGUUCUGCUCACCAAUCGGGGCAGCGAUCUGUUGGCGAAAUUACUGCGCAUGCAGCUUCUCGAGGACGACGACGACGAGGUCGUCUACUCGGAAGAUGAGGCUCAGCUCGGCGAAGCUGCAAAAUCCAAGAAGCGAGGAUCUCUCGACUCCUUGGCGCGUCCCGCCUGGAUGGUGGCCCUCCAAAACUCAGCCUCGACGUGGCUGUCUCUCGUACCGACCAGCCUCCAAACACUGAAACGGACCAAAGACAACAUCCGAGAUCCUCUUUACCGCUAUUUCGAGCGCGAAGUCAAUGUUGGCGCUCAGCUGCUAUCGCUCAUCAGGCGGGACCUCGAAGACAUUGUACUUAUCUGCAAGGGAGAGAAGAAACAGACGAACCUGCAUCGACAAAUGAUUUCCGAACUGGCCAAGGGCGGCGUUCCGACCCAUUGGAAGGGUCGCUACACUCCGCCGCCCGCGUGUACCGUCAUACAGUGGAUAACGGACUUCAACGAACGUGUCAAUCAGCUGGCGAAGGUUUCGAAGGCCUGCACCGGAGGAGGACCCGCUGCCUUGAAAGCGCUCGUUGUGUGGCUCGGUGGUUUAUUCAAUCCUGAAGCUUACAUCACGGCCACUCGACAGUAUGUCGCUCAGGCAAACGAAUGGUCCCUGGAAGAACUCACACUUUCGGUGACAAUGCGAACCCAAGCGGAAACCAAUCCUCAGCUGGAUGAGUGCAGUUUCGCGAUUUCUUCGCUGAAACUACAAGGCGCCGAAUGCACAAAUGCCUCGAAACUGAUGCUAUCGAUGGACAUCCUCUCAGAUCUUCCUUUGACAAUUCUGACGUGGGUCAAGGCAACCGAAGACGAGAGGAAGGCGCAGUCCGUCGUAACGCUACCAGUCUAUCUGAACUCGAGUAGGACGGAACUGCUGUUCACCGUCGACCUCGAGGCCACGGAUGUCAAGCAAGCCCAAAGCUUCUACGAGCGAGGAGUGGCUGUUCUAUGCAGUUACAGUUUGGGAUGAAUGGAGAGCACAGAUACUAUAUUUUGGAAUUUUGGAGAUAUUUAUUAUUCAUGAAGCGAAGUACCGGUGUAUUUGGACGGGAUUGAUUACGCUUCGUUGCUGGUAA